This is a messenger RNA of Komagataella phaffii GS115, 1311 nucleotides long. RefSeq lists its product as hypothetical. The coding region runs from base 1 to 1311 and encodes 436 amino acids. The transcript has a single exon. NCBI's taxonomy places the organism in Eukaryota, Fungi, Ascomycota, Pichiomycetes, Pichiales, Pichiaceae. The record is from RefSeq and is a predicted model, not a curated record.
AUGGAAUCUAUACUACUACUGCCAAAUGAGAGGAUACUCAAGAUUAUACCUAUAGAAUCAUGCUAUUUGGCACCGUUUACGACCAAAGAAUGCUACGGUCUUGUUGGAACGGCAGAUAACCGCGGACUAUCCAUCCUGCUGGAGUUCUACCAUUACAACUCAACCAAUUAUACCAAUGUUACCGUAUAUGUCACUUCUAGCAGACUGGUGGUUGUACCCCACAAUCAGUUCAGAGUAUUGAAUAGGCAACGACUAAGCAAGUAUGCGUUCAGUAUACCUUAUUUCAGCCUCAGUUCGUUCAACUUGUCAGAAAAUAGAUCCUGUGGCAGGAUCAACUUUCGUGCUCCAGCUUCUGUCACAUCAAUAUCAAUCUCCUUGGAAUUCACAGACAAGAACAAAAACGCGUUGACUUCCUUGACUUCUUUAGUCUCUUCUUUGAUCUUUGCUCAAGGAGUCUCGCAAUGCCUAGAAGACAAAAAAACCGAUAAAAUUGACGUCUCUUGGAUCAAUAGAAUUGAUAUGGGGGAAGGUCUUUUCUUCAUAGAAGGUUCCACCAUCCCCAUUCAAACAUUUUCAAAUCAGCCAAACAAACAGGAAGAGGAAAUUCUUCCUACAUAUGAACAUUCUGAAAUGGCCACUGGUCGUUUUUUACAAGCACAGAAACUUCUGAACCGAGUUCGAAUAUCCCUGAAAUCAAGAACAGAUGAUGCUUACCCAGAGGAAGAAGACUGCAUUACACUUAAAGAAUUCGUUUCCCAAGACGACCAUUAUGAUCAUAGAGAGGCUUCCAUAUCAAUUAAAGAAAUCAGGGACUUAACCCAAGUGACCGGUACGUGGCUGGCCAAAGUUCUAAUUACUAACUGUGUUCGAUUCAUACAACGAAAUCUGCCCAAGAUAUCACUCUUAAGAGAAAUAAUGAACGAUAUACCACCGACAUACCAAAGUCUAGCUGAAGAGUUCUUUUUCAGGUGCCAAAAUGAACUGUAUGACACAGCUGACCCAGCAGAUAUCGAAGAGGAGCCAGAACUUGUCAUCCCUGUGCGACACAAUGCUAUGAUUGUAGCUGAAACGAUUGCAUCGGAACAGAACACCCCCAAGCUUCGAAGAUCCAAAUCAAAAAGAUUCAUGACAGGAAUGAAGAAAUUAGUUAAUUCGCACUCAUGUCAACCAAACAUCCCAAAUAUUCCUAGGGGAAAUCGUCACACAUUGUAUACACCUAGCCACUCUGCCGCCUCACCAAACAGCUCUCUCGAUAGAAGCAAAAGUGUCACUUUAGGAGCCAGUAGAGCUAGGCUCUUGCAACAAUUCUGA